Molecule: messenger RNA, 1010 nt
Organism: Lytechinus variegatus (green sea urchin)
Lineage: Eukaryota; Metazoa; Echinodermata; Echinoidea; Temnopleuroida; Toxopneustidae
Product: UPF0705 protein C11orf49 homolog
Source: RefSeq, a predicted model, not a curated record
GAAAUUUGUCAAAAUUAUAAACAUUUUGUGAAUGAAAGACUCAGUUCUUCAGUCAAUAAUGAGCAGCCAGCAGAGCAUGUUGGAGAGAUUCUCAAUCUCACCAGAAGAUUAUCUGGAGCGCCAUCAUGUGUUGACGUACUUAGAAGAUGCAGUGACCCAGCUGCUAGAGUUCAAAGAUGAUCAACCUAAAGCAGAUCCAGCCAUCUUCCUUCAAGAAUAUUUCACCAGUAUCUUGAAAGGUACCAAUGUGUUGUAUAGGGAGUAUGACUAUGUUCGCUCCACGCCCCACAACCGAUCUGCCUUCGUCAAGCUAUUUUGGAGAUGCUUCAAGUACAUCGGCAAGCAAGGAGAUCUACUAACAGUCAGUGAAUACCACUCCCUGCUUAGUCUACUCUGCCCAGACUUUCCUGUUGACCCAGUCCAUCGUACAGCAAGGAUAAUCUUCCUCGAAGAUGCGAUGGACUCACUGACAUCGUUUGCUGAUUUCCUCUUUGCAUUCCAAGUCCAGUUCUACUAUGAUGAAUUUCUUCAGCGUUGUCUGGAUAUCUAUGAACGUCAGAUCUCUGCUGCCCAGAGCCCACGAGAGACUGUCUACAUUCCCAGCGAGGCAUCUCCACGGCAACAGAAGAAGCCAUCGCAGUCCUCUGCAGAUCACCCUCUUCCUGAAGGGGUCGACACCCGAUAUUUCCUGGAUGCGAUCUCUAAGGAAAGCCAGAGGGCUAAGUACAGCUACCCAGAGAUGUCCGACCUGCGAGGUGUUCUCUCCAGCAGCAGAACAUCUUUCUAUGGCUUCCUGGUAGCGCUGUCCAAAGACGAUGCAAUCAAUGCGGGAAUUGGUGUGCUGCCUUCUAGGUCAGCUCUGUAUGAUGAUCUAUCUGGUACUCCGCCUGCUUCUCUUGAAAGGAAAAGCAAACGGAAUACAGCAACUCGACUUGGAGGGAUGUCAUUGAGGCAAGAUGAGAAAUGAGAUUGGGAGGCUGGAUGAGAGGCUCAACCAAUCCUUCCAGGCU